Molecule: messenger RNA, 1700 nt
Organism: Trichoderma harzianum CBS 226.95
Lineage: Eukaryota; Fungi; Ascomycota; Sordariomycetes; Hypocreales; Hypocreaceae
Exons: 2
Coding region: 211-1503 (430 amino acids)
Biological process (GO): transmembrane transport
Cellular component (GO): fungal-type vacuole membrane
Molecular function (GO): transmembrane transporter activity
Source: RefSeq, a predicted model, not a curated record
AUGUGGAUUAAGGAGCCUGAUAGUACGGCGUUUUUCGGGAACCGAGUAAUUCCUUCAGUCUCGAACCGCUAUUUCUUUUAUUAUAAGAGACGAGCGUUUCCUGGUUAUCAAUCGCAUCUCCCUCCACCAUGAUCAAGCCGCAUUCACUCUUCCCAAGCACGGUCUGAUCAGAUCCAAAUAAGGAGACUUUAAAUCGCCCAAAAUUUUACCAUGUCGUACUCACUGUCAGACGAGAAAACGGCACCUUUCUCGGAGGAACAAGCGGGCCUUGGCCAGCAAACCUUGCCCUUGUCCAAGGACGAACUAGAGCCCGCGCCUGAUGGUGGUCUCAGAGCAUGGCUCGUCGCUCUUGGAGCUGCUUCCAUCUUUUUCUGCUGUAUGGGCUUCUCCAAUUCUUUCGGCACAUUUACGCAGUACUACCUGACUCACCAACUGAGUGAUCGAUCUCCCGAUGAUGUGGCCUGGAUUGGUUCCCUAUCUGCAUUUCUGCAAUUCUUUGUAGGAAUGAUUGGAGGUCCCAUGUUUGAUCGCUAUGGUUCAAAGGUUAUCCACCCGGCAGCUGUCAUUUAUAUCUUCGCCGUCAUGAUGUUGAGUCUAUGUAAGACGUACUGGCAGAUUAUGCUCGUGCAAGGCGUCCUCAUGGGCGUCACUAUGGGAUUCCUGCAGUUUCCAGCCAUGGGCAGCUUGUCGCAGUAUUUCGAUAAGAAGAGAGCUGCUGCUUUCGGUGUGGCGAUAUCUGGCUCCUCUGUCGGCGGCAUCAUUAUGCCUAUUGCCGUGUCCAAGAUGCUCAACAGCUCCUCCCUGGGCUUUGGAUGGACAGUGAGGAUUAUAGGAUUCCUCAUGAUACCAUUCAUUGCAUUUUCUAUUGCAGUCAUCAGAGCUCGUCUGCCACCAAGCGCUGCAUCGUUCCUAAUCCCUUCAGCGUUCCUCGAAGCAAGGUACAAUUUCAUCGUCAUCUCCACCUUUUUCGUGUUCAUCGGCAUGUUUAUGCCUAUCAUCUUCCUUCCAACAUAUGCCGUGUCACGAGGCAUGGGCGCAACACUUGCUGGUUACUUGCCCGCCAUCCUCAACGCCGCAUCCACGUUUGGCCGUAUUAUCCCGGGAGUGCUGGCGGAUAAAUAUGGGAGGCUGAACGUGUAUGCCUUUGGGUCAUUCAUCACCAGCAUCGUCAUUUUCUGUAUGACAGCAACAAAGAACAAUGCGGGAAUCAUUGCAUAUGCUGCCGUUUUUGGCUUUACUUCUGGGACAAUCAUAUCCGGAGCAACGGUGUCCAUCACAGGAUGUGCCAAGGACCCACGCAAUAUCGGCACUUAUACCGGCAUGGGGUUGGCAUUGGGCGCCAUUGGUGCAUUGAUCGGGCCUCCAAUCGAUGGUGCCUUUGUGAAACACUAUGUUGGAUUCUUUGAAGCAGCCAUGUUUAGCGGCGCCAUGUGCCUCUUUGGUGGUAUUGUCGUUCUUAUGGCUAAACUUGUGUCCCAUGAAGGGGUUUUCAGCAGAUCGUGAGCCGGUUGUAUAGCAUUUGCUAAGCCUUUGAGGUUUUAGAAAGGAAAUCGGGAUGAGAGUAAGAUUGGAGGGUAUAUCUCAGCUCACUGGUAUUUGGGAAAUAGGAAUUAUAAUAGAGGCUCGGCGUUUAUUUAGGAAGACAGAUAUCAUAGCUGCUUUGACUUUCCCUUUUUCAGUAAAUAUACACAAAUUCGUCA